Messenger RNA from Paramuricea clavata, 1209 nucleotides. Lineage: Eukaryota; Metazoa; Cnidaria; Anthozoa; Malacalcyonacea; Plexauridae. The record is from the annotation of a GenBank genome assembly.
CAGCCAAAGCUAGAAUAAUUGUUUUUCUUCCUUUUAAGGUAACGUAGUAUCAGUUAAACACUCUCUGGUUAUCUAAAUUAACUCUAAUCUAAUAAAACAUGUCACCUACUCAACAUUCUAGUUCUUUGGCUACUUUGGUAUAUAAGAAUAUUUUAUUGCAGAAAUUAAGUUAUCGCAAUUGCCGUCCAACAAUUUUAAUGUGCACUUUGGAUUUCUUUUUUUAGCUCUAGCCAUGGAGGACUCAGAUUCACAUUCCGUAUCUGGAACAGAGAGAAAAUUAGAUUGCUCGUCGACACUUCCUAAUGAAAUAUUGGACAAGAUAUUUUUGGAGCUUCCACUUUAUGAUGUUAUGAAACUGAACUUGGUAUGUAAGCGCUGGAAUCUUUUGUCUCGUUCAAAUUCGGUGUGGCAAAAAUUUGUGCCUAAGUACCCAGGAAUACAUCUGCCUGAGGCAGAGACACAAUAUGCUAUUUUUCGAAAGCUCUGGAUGAGUAGUCUGCAAAUCGGAACAGAGAGAUGGUUUCCUAAUCCGUUGCCUGAUUUGGUGGAUUACGACACAGCGCUUCGAGAAGAGGAAAGCAAGGAAAGUGGCGAAAUGGUAGAGUCGAAGUGUGUGCUUUAUCUUCGUUUGAACCCAGUAUACCCAUUCACUACUGACGGUGUGAACACAGACGACUCUGUUAUGGUGGAAACUGUUCAAGUCAUAUUUGAUGAAUUCGGACACAUUGACGUGGAAGAAGAUGAGGAUGGUGUUGACGACCACAUAAUAUACGAUGCGAAAUCCACCAUGAUGCAGUCCGAUUUGGCAAGUAAGAAAUUUUCAAUGGAGUUAGUAAUAAACUGUCUUGAAUCACAAAACUUCUUAGAAUUUAAGAAAAAUCCGAAAAGGGAAUAUCCAAAGUUAGAUGAAGAAGGAUAUCGAGUAAAUAAUCCCCAGUUAGAAGACUAUCAGAGCUUUGUUGACGAGUCUGAAAAUGAAUCUCGCGAGAAAAAAACCCGUUUAGACGACAAACUUUUCAAUGAAAUAAGAACUAUACAUAUUGGCAAAAAUAAUAACUUUGUUUGUUAUUUUCUCAAUGACGGCUGUUAUUGUGACACUUCUUAUGCAAGGCGCUUGCUAGUUAGUGACACGUCUGCAGUUUAUUGUGUGGAAUUAUAUGGAGAUAUCGAUUAAGUCGAUUUAAGUUACUAUCAUGAAUUAUUAUGCAC